CAAAACUCAAGCAUAAAGCAAAAAAUCCACCGAACUCCAUUAACAAGGAGGACCGCCGCCAAGAAGCCGGCGAUCCCAAAUUGCUAAUGGGUUCGUGCUUCACCAAAACAUAUGAAAUUCCGAUCGCCGCCGCAUCCGUCAAGCACCCAACCCAGCCUCCACCGCUGCCUCCGCUUCCCCCACUUCCUCCAUUGCCACCACCUUCACUACCAAAGCCAAAACCUAUCCCCUCCUCCUCCUCCCUAACAACCCGCUUCGGCCCUAUCCUUCAGAAACCGAUGCUUGACAUCAACUCUCUCUUCAUCAUCGAGAAAGAGCUCGGUCGCGGCCAAUUUGGCAUCACUUACUUAUGCACCGAACGCUCCACCGGCAUCAAGUAUGCCUGCAAAUCAAUCUCAAAGAAGAAACUUGUGAGCAAGAGCGAAGUCGAUGAUGUACGGCGGGAAGUUUUUAUCCUUCAGCAUCUGACAGGACAGCCUAACAUAGUUGAGUUCAGAGGCGCGUACGAGGAUGCGCAGAACAUUCAUUUGGUGAUGGAGUUGUGCUCUGGAGGGGAGCUCUUCGAUCGAAUCAUCUCUAAGGGGAGCUAUUCGGAGCGAAAGGCGGCCAAGAUCUGUAGAGGAAUUGUAAAUGUGGUGCAUGUGUGUCAUUUCAUGGGAGUGAUGCACAGAGAUCUGAAACCAGAGAAUUUUCUCUUUGUGAGCAGGGAUGAGGAUUCUGAUCUCAAGGCUAUUGAUUUCGGGCUUUCUGUUUUCAUCGAGGAAGGCAAAAUUUACAAAGAAAUUGUAGGAAGUGCUUACUAUGUGGCUCCUGAAGUAUUGAGAAGAAGCUAUGGUAAGGAAAUUGAUGUUUGGAGCGCAGGAGUCAUCUUAUAUAUUCUUCUUUCUGGUGUACCCCCUUUCUGGGCAGAAACAGAAAAAGGCAUAUUUGAUGCUAUAUUACAAGGGGAUGUGGACUUCACAAGUCCACCAUGGCCUUCCAUUUCUCGCGGGGCAAAAGAUCUAAUCAAAAGAAUGUUAACACAAGAUCCAAAAAGGCGAAUUACAGCAGCACAAGUGCUUGAGCAUCCAUGGCUAGUAGAAGAUGGAGAAGCUUCUGAUAAGCCAAUAGACAGUGCAGUUCUGAAUAGAAUGAAGCAAUUCAGAGCAAUGAAUAAGAUGAAGAAACUUGCCCUGAAUGUCAUUGCGAAGAAUCUUUCAGAAGAAGAGAUCAAAGGACUGAAGCAGAUGUUCAAGAACAUGGACACUGAUAGGAGCGGCACGAUUACCUAUGAUGAGUUGAAGCUUGGGCUGAAAAAGUUAGGAUCAAAGCUCUCAGAAGCUGAAGUGCAGCAGCUUAUGGAUGCAGCAGAUGUAGAUAAAAGUGGCACCAUUGAUUAUAUUGAGUUCAUCACUGCUACCAUGCAUCGACAUAAACUGGACAGAGAUGAGCACUUGUAUACAGCAUUCCAGUACUUCGAUAGAGAUGGAAGUGGAUAUAUAACAAGAGAUGAACUAAGACUAGCAAUGGCACAAUAUGGCAUGGGUGAUGAAGCAACUAUCAGUGAAAUAUUAGAUGAUGUUGAUACUGAUAAAGAUGGCAGGAUCAACUAUGAUGAGUUUGUUGCAAUGAUGAGAAAAGGAAUCCAUAUGUGAAAGUGAAUGUUUUUAUAAGGUUGGGUGAUUAAUUAAAGAAGUCAUAAUGAUAAUUAAGCUUAAUGUGAUGUAUGUAAUCUUUCCAUAACCAUAGAUUUCAGCACAGAAAUGGUCUAAAUGUGGAGUUGAUUCAUAUGGGCUGUUGUAUGAAAGGAAAAUAAGCAUUAUAUAUUAUCCUUAAUGCUUGAAAAUUUAAAUGGUAGAAAAGCUAUUGGGAUGUAAAAUAAGGUUUAUGCUUCAUACAUAGA
This is a messenger RNA of Phalaenopsis equestris, 1882 nucleotides long. RefSeq names its product calcium-dependent protein kinase 29. NCBI's taxonomy places the organism in Eukaryota, Viridiplantae, Streptophyta, Magnoliopsida, Asparagales, Orchidaceae. Gene Ontology annotation, cellular component: nucleus; cytoplasm. Bases 87 to 1634 code for a protein of 515 amino acids. Gene Ontology annotation, biological process: protein autophosphorylation; peptidyl-serine phosphorylation; intracellular signal transduction. The transcript is spliced from 8 exons. The record is from RefSeq and is a predicted model, not a curated record. Gene Ontology annotation, molecular function: ATP binding; calcium ion binding; calmodulin binding.